Orbicella faveolata is the source of this 893-nucleotide messenger RNA. RefSeq names its product peroxiredoxin-like 2A. The record is from RefSeq and is a predicted model, not a curated record. NCBI's taxonomy places the organism in Eukaryota, Metazoa, Cnidaria, Anthozoa, Scleractinia, Merulinidae.
GAAGGUGGAGGGGAAGGUUUUGGAUAGUUAAUUGGCGGUGGUUUUGCUGGUUGACAUGUACAUUUGGUGAUAGUACAACGUUCCUUCAAAGGUCAAAGACUAUUUCGUCAUACAUCUAUACAUUUCCAAUAGACUUUCGUCCUGGAUCUUUUCAGCCAUUGCACGCAUUGGGAGGACAGUCUACACGUCCAAAAUUUCAACGUUACGGUGGUGUUUAAAAUUUUCUUGAACAAAAUUAAGGUUGCAUUUGAUGUAAGAUGGCAUGGUUUCUUGGUGCAGGAGGGGUAGCGGCUCUGGCAGGUGUUAUUAUUGCUAACUGGGAUUGGUACAAGAACAGUCCAAGACCUGAUUUAGCGUACUUGAGUUCCAUUAAACUGAAGGCAUUAGAUGGUACUGGUAAAGAAGUGAUGGCAUCUGAGCUGUGGAGCAAAGCUGGAGCAGUCAUAAUGGUGGUCAGAAGGCCAGGAUGACAGAUGUGCAGAGAGGAAGCCCUGGAGCUUGCCUCUCUGAAACCUGAACUAGACCAGAUGGGUGUAAACCUUGUAGGCGUGGUUCAUGAACAAAAAGGAGUGAAGGAGUUCCAACCUUACCUCAAUGCUUCAAUUUAUUUUGAUGAAAAGAAAAAGUUCUAUGGUCCUGAACAAAGGUGGAUGUUUUUAAGUGGUUUUUUACGCUAUAGUGUGUGGAAGUCGAUUUUCCGAUCAAAGAGCAAGGGUGUUGAAGGCAACUUUGUUGGAGAAGGACGGAUACUGGGUGGAGUGUUUGUAGUAGGACCUGGAGAGCAAGGAAUUCUACUUGAUCAUAAAGAAAAAGAGUUUGGUGAUAAGGUUGACCUUAAAGAUGUUCGAGAUGCUAUUUUGAGAAUGAAGUCAAGUAAUUAGAGACAAAGGAAA